This is a messenger RNA of Fusarium coffeatum, 2049 nucleotides long. RefSeq lists its product as uncharacterized. The record is from RefSeq and is a predicted model, not a curated record. The transcript has 5 exons. Lineage: Eukaryota; Fungi; Ascomycota; Sordariomycetes; Hypocreales; Nectriaceae. Bases 1 to 2049 code for a protein of 682 amino acids. Gene Ontology annotation, cellular component: nucleus. Gene Ontology annotation, molecular function: zinc ion binding; transcription cis-regulatory region binding; DNA-binding transcription factor activity, RNA polymerase II-specific. Gene Ontology annotation, biological process: DNA-templated transcription; regulation of DNA-templated transcription.
AUGGCGAAACGAACGUGGUCCGACUCUAACCCUGCCGGAACAGCCAGCGCUGAUGCGACUGCACCUGGAACACCCGCGCGACCAAACGGCCAUGGUAGAACUUCAUCAGGGCGGCAGAGUAUCACGGGCAUGGUCUCCAGUGAAGCCUCCGUUCCUCAGAUCUCACGAAAGAUCAAGGCUUGCGCGGCAUGUCGCAAACAUAAGAUUAAAUGUUUGAUGGAUGAGAGCGGUCCUCCAUGUAGGAGAUGUUCAGAGCGGAAUCUGGGAUGUGUGCUGAGCAAGAGUCUCCAAACGAUUAUGGAUGAAAAGUCACAGUUCUCUGAAUCCGUGGUUCAAGAUCUGGAGCAGAUGCAUAGUGCUUUGCGACAAGUCAUGAACAAACUCAGCCUUCCAGAACUACCUCCCUUACAAAGCAUCAACUCUCGAGAAACGGAGGGGACACCGCCAAAGGACGAUAACCAUCUGAAUACGAGUAACCACCUGAACGUAUCUCAAGAUGAAUUCCGUGGUCCCUCAUGCGACAACUCUCCGAAAGCGACACCCGAAGACGAAGGCCUUCCUUACGUCCCGAUUCACUCACUAUACACCCUUACUAAACUCAGUGCUCUUCGAUCACCCGACAAUCCUGAAGCGCAACGAGGAAACGCCAUAAAUGACUUCAUCGCCCGUGGAGCUUUGUCAUUAGCAGAUGCAGAGAGUCUCUUCGCCCUGUAUCGCGACCGUUUGGAUCGCUACAUGUACGGGAUCGGCUGUCGGUACAUGACGCUAGAGGAGCUGCGACGCAAGAGUCCAAUCUUAUCCGCUGCCACACUCACAGUAGCCGCGCUACAUGAUCCCAAAGCAGAUAACAUAUAUGGUAUCUGCAGUGGUGAAUUCCGACGUCUAAUGGAGAAAUCCAUGUUCGAACGCCGUAUCGAUCGUGAUUAUCUGCGCGCCAUGUGCAUCGCUUCAUAUUGGCUUAGUGAUCUUUCAUGGAUGCUCUCCGGGUAUGCUAUUCGACGCGCUGCAGAGUGUAAUCUGCAUAACAGCUACAACCAAGCUAUAAAGGAGCAGAGUCAAGAAGCGGCGGAUUGUGCUCGGUUGUGGUAUAUACUGUAUAUCUGCGAUCAGCAUCUUGCGACUUUGUAUGGUCGACCUUCGAUUGUCCAGGAGGAUUCGUCGAUUCAGGGGUGGGAACAAUUCUUGAAGUCGCCUGUGGCUAAUGAGGAGGAUAAGAGACUCACGGGCCAAGUGGUCUUGGUUAGUAUUUUGCGAAAUAUCCGCGAACUGUUUGGUACGGAUAAGGGGGAGCCUGUUCCAAGAGUAUACCUGAAUCACAUCCUACAGUUCAGACGACAACUCGAUCAGUGGUAUACCCGCUGGAUGAAAGAUUUACCAGAGCAAUGGACACAAAUCGGAUCAUUCCCAAGAAAAGGCACAAUCCUCCACUACAACUUCGCCCAAAUCCACCUCUACUCACACAUUUUCCGCGGCCUCUCAGGGGACGCGCCGAUCCCACACUACUUCCUCGACUGCGCAAUGCAAGCCGUAACCGCCGCAACAGCAAUCAUCGACCUAAUAAUCACCGAUCCAGACGUCGCCCUCGGCAUCGUCGGCAUGCCCUCCUACAUGCUUUCCAUGACAGCCUUCGCCUGCAUGUUCCUGAUAAAGGUAGCCGCCAAAUACGGCAGCGAUCUCAUCGAGCGCCAGCGCGUGCACGACCUAACAACAAGUCUCGUCCGCCAAUUCCGUUCGCUAAAAGCAGGGAAGUGGCAUCUUGCGAAUUUGAUGGCGGGUGGAUUGGAGCGUAUGACUGCUACGCUGGCGACUCCUGAUCCUGCGCAACAGACUGCUGUGUAUAAUGCGAUGGAGAAUAAUGUGGAUAUGGGUCAGAUGAUGCCAGGGAACCAGGUCUAUACUGAUAUGGAUGGGGAUACGUUUUUCGACUAUGAUAUGAGUUUUGGACUUUCGCCGGUGUUUAGGUUUGAUCCUAGUAUGUUCACUGUUGAUGCUUCGGGGCAGUCUAUUCCGACGUAUCCUGAGGCGGAUUAUGGGAUGAGGCCGCAGUGA